UGAAGUGUGGGAGUGAGCUGGAGAGGGGGGCAUGUUUCAGGAAGUCUCGCGACUCAAGAAUUAUAUUUUUCAAUCCGCCGUGUUGGUGACAUGAGAUCACGCGGUGGCUGCGUGCCAGUUGUGACAAGACACCUUGCCGCUUGCCAGUGAUAUGGUUCUAAAGGGUGGGGUGGGCAGUAUGCCUUGUGGGGAUCAUGAGCUCACUGUGUAAUGCGAUUUUUUUUAGUGCCUACUAGAAUUGUGUGUGUAUAUAUAUAAGAGAGAUGAUGGAGCAGGGCACAUCGCAAAGCAGGCAGUGCAAGGCGAACCACAGAGACUGUAGCAGGGACAAAGAGACAUGGGGCUGCUUAGUGUUGAAGAGCUGGUCACUGGAAAGCGCUGUGAUGGCAAGAAUGCUGGAGAGGCUUGUGCUGAAGUGUAUGCAGUUGGGGAGUAUGAAGCAUCGAUUCAUCAGGAGAAACAAGAUGGGGUGCGGUCAGAGACAAAACAGGGAACUACACCAAGAAAUGAUGUCGCUCACAUUGAGCUCAACCUCAAAACGGACUUAUCCGGACACCUGAAGCUAGAGACAGUUGAUGACCUCUUCAAUAUCAUGCAGCUGAAAAAGAGAAGAAGAGAGAGGAAACUGAUUGUACACAAGAAAGAGCCUGAGCCUGAAGUACUGCCGGAAAUAGUGGAUGAGGCUAUGUUCCUGAAAGCUGCCAUGGAGAACAAGCUGCCAGUGAUUGAGAAGUACCUGGCAGAUGGAGGAGACUCUAACGCUAGUGAUCAUUUCAAACGCUCAGCUCUACACAAGGCCAGCUAUCAGGGUCAUGUGGACGUUAUGAAGAGGCUCCUGGAGGCUGGGGCAUCUAUAGAGAUGAAAGACAAGUUGGACGCCACAGCUGUGCACUGGGCUUGUAGAGGAGGCAGCCAGCCUGCCCUUGAACUCCUCCUGAACCAAGGGGGCAAAUUCAACUCCAGAGAUAAGUUACGAAGCACGCCUCUCCAUGUGGCGGUGAGGACUGGACGUUACGAGUGCGCAGAACAUCUCAUACACUGUGGAGCAGACAUCAAUGCUAAAGACAGAGAUGGCGACACGCCCAUGCAUGAUGCGGUGAGAAUAAACCGAUUUAAAAUGAUUAAACUGCUGCUGAUGUACGGAGCCAGUCUUAAAACCAAGAACCUGGAUGGAAAGUCACCAAUGGAAAGUCUUCUGGCCUGGCAGAGUGGAGCAAAGACAAUUCUAUGCAACUUUAAGGAGGAGGGUGUGAAUGCGUCCAAGUGAGGAGAUGAGAGACAAGGGAAAGCAUGGCCAUUCCGAUAAUAUCUCAGCGCUCAAGGCAACAGAACAGUUAUUUGCUACAUAUCAGCGAUUAGAGUAGGCAAAAUAAAUUGGCUGGCCAAUUUGAGGAAUGAACUUUUUUAAUUUGCCUCUUGUUAAAAGUGUUUUUGAUGGACAAAGGAGUGCAGAAAGGAACCUUGAUGUUUUGAUGUAAUACUUGGUAAUCAGAAUGCAACCAUAAAAGCUGUCAGUUCUGCAGUCUGAAUCGCCAGGUGUAUAGGUGUUUGACACUGCUGACAGAUUGAAUCUGCUGACAGAUGGUUUCUGGUCUUGAUGACAAGAAAUGUAUGUGAUCAGUGGUCUGUGGAUGUAGAAGUAAAGAAAGUGCAUGUCAUGCAAAAUGCUGAGCAUGGGAGGACCUUAACUUUUUCUAGAUGAAAUGUGUAUAUUUGUCCUUUUUUUGUUGAGGGAUGUAUUUUAGAGAUUUCAAAAAAGUGAAUUAUUGUUUUAAUAAAUAUUUGCUUUGUGUUUU
Molecule: messenger RNA, 1796 nt
Organism: Clupea harengus (Atlantic herring)
Lineage: Eukaryota; Metazoa; Chordata; Actinopteri; Clupeiformes; Clupeidae
Gene: ankrd1a
Product: ankyrin repeat domain 1a (cardiac muscle)
Biological process (GO): regulation of transcription by RNA polymerase II
Cellular component (GO): nucleus
Molecular function (GO): RNA polymerase II-specific DNA-binding transcription factor binding
Source: RefSeq, a predicted model, not a curated record